Messenger RNA from Meloidogyne enterolobii, 531 nucleotides. The record is from the annotation of a GenBank genome assembly. Lineage: Eukaryota; Metazoa; Nematoda; Chromadorea; Rhabditida; Meloidogynidae.
UAUAAUGAAGAGAAAUGCUUUUAUCCGAAGCUUUGGUUCGUAUUUAUUUGGAAGUACAGUAUUUACAAACUAAAGAUCGGACUUGGGGUGCAGUACAAGAAUCGAGAUCUCGAAAAAUUCUCGACCUCGAUAAUUGCGAUUUUCGAACAAGAUCUCGUCAGGUCCGGUCUCUAUUAAAAACCAACCCUCAUACUUACGAAAUUUAUUUAUCAAGGGAGGAAUAUUCACAAGAGAGGUACCCUGUUUUAUAUUUUAUUUUUAAAUCCCGUUUUCAUCAUAAUCGACAAUUUCUUGUUCCCAAAUAAAAUCGACAACUACAGCAGCAUGGUCUGAUGGCCAUUCUUUAGGACCUAAAUUUUUGUUUGUUGGGUAUGUGAAUGCUUCCAAUGGAAUUAAUUGUGAUCCUUGAUAGAAAAUGUAGUCGAUACGGUCUGCUGGUUCACUUGAAUCUGCUCUGGCUUUGUCAUAAUUGAAUGGCCAAGUUGUGCCUGUUUUGGGUGAAAAAAAUAAUUUUUUAUCAUUAUUGGAUGG